UCCCGCCCCACGUGGGCCCCGCGAGUCUAAAAAGCGAGCUACGGCGGUGGCUGGAGCAGCAGCUCGGAGCCCUUGGGGAACCAGAACCGAGUACACGGCAGACCCCUCAGGAACCCUCUGUCACAACCAGCUGGCUGCCUGCUGCUGCGCCCGCCAUGCAGCCCCAGUCGGCUCUGCACAGCGGCUACUUCCACCCGCUGCUCCGCACCUGGCAGACGGCCGCCACCACGCUCAGCGCCUCCAACCUCAUCUACCCCAUCUUUGUCACGGACGUUCCUGAUGACGUACAGCCCAUCGCCAGCCUCCCAGGAGUGGCCAGAUAUGGUGUGAACCGGCUGGAAGAGAUGCUGAAGCCACUGGUGGAAGAGGGCCUGCGCUGCGUCCUGAUCUUUGGAGUCCCCAGCAGAGUCCCCAAGGACGAGCGUGGCUCUGCAGCCGACUCUGAGGACUCCCCGGCCAUCGAGGCGAUCCGCUUGUUGCGCAAGACGUUCCCCAGCCUCCUGGUGGCCUGUGAUGUCUGCCUGUGUCCCUACACCUCUCACGGCCACUGUGGGCUCCUGGGCAAGAACGGUGCAUUCCAGGCUGAGGAGAGCCGCCAGCGGCUGGCAGAAGUAGCGCUGGCCUAUGCCAAGGCAGGAUGUCAUGUGGUAGCCCCAUCGGACAUGAUGGACGGACGUGUGGAAGCCAUCAAGGAGGCCCUGAUGGCACAUGGACUUGGCAACAGGGUGUCAGUGAUGAGCUAUAGCGCCAAAUUUGCCUCCUGUUUCUAUGGACCUUUCCGGGACGCGGCCCAGUCAAGCCCGGCUUUCGGAGAUCGCCGCUGCUACCAGCUGCCGCCGGGGGCACGGGGCCUGGCACUCCGAGCAGUGGCUCGGGAUGUGCGGGAAGGAGCCGACAUGCUCAUGGUAAAGCCAGGAAUGCCCUACCUGGACAUCGUGCGGGAGGUGAAGGACAAGCACCCUGAGCUCCCUCUUGCUGUGUACCACGUUUCUGGAGAGUUCGCCAUGCUGUGGCACGGAGCCCGGGCCGGGGCGUUUGAUCUCAAGGCUGCUGUCCUGGAGGCCAUGACCGCCUUCCGCCGCGCAGGUGCCGACAUCAUCAUCACCUACUACACGCCUCAGCUGCUGCAGUGGCUGAAGGAGGAGUGAUGGAGACGGUGCACAGGACCCCAGACCUAGAACUUUUAGAAGGUCCCGGGGCCUGGGAGAAGUGAAAACCAAAGUAAAUGCUGCUUUAGAACUGUG
Messenger RNA from Suricata suricatta (meerkat), 1244 nucleotides. It is a transcript of the gene ALAD, whose product is annotated as aminolevulinate dehydratase. Gene Ontology annotation, molecular function: porphobilinogen synthase activity; zinc ion binding. Gene Ontology annotation, cellular component: cytosol. Bases 156 to 1148 code for a protein of 330 amino acids. The transcript has 12 exons. The record is from RefSeq and is a predicted model, not a curated record. NCBI's taxonomy places the organism in Eukaryota, Metazoa, Chordata, Mammalia, Carnivora, Herpestidae. Gene Ontology annotation, biological process: heme biosynthetic process.